Folsomia candida is the source of this 2609-nucleotide messenger RNA. RefSeq lists its product as uncharacterized. The record is from RefSeq and is a predicted model, not a curated record. Lineage: Eukaryota; Metazoa; Arthropoda; Collembola; Entomobryomorpha; Isotomidae. The transcript is spliced from 4 exons. Bases 299 to 1156 code for a protein of 285 amino acids.
UGUUUACAACGCAGUUCAUUGUUACUUGAUCAUGCUUUGACGUUGAUAGAGAUUAAUGCAAUUGAGAUAGAAUGAUGUAAAACCCAGUAAUUCGCACGUUUGAUUAGCCUCCAGAUAAAAUUUUUGGUCGUACUCAUGCAUAAUUUGUUGCACAUACAGUUGUACUAUUGGUGUGUUUAGACUGUUUUUGUGCUACAUAUGUUCGGAGAAUCAGCAAGAGUGGAGACCAAACCAAUUAGCUUAAUUAUGUGCCUAAAUUCCCAGUUUGUCCCAAUUUAAUUUCUUUACAAUAUUGGCAAUGAUGAUGACCCUGUCUCAAUUAAUCAGAUUUGAGCUGAUUAACCAAAAGGAGUUACACGAUGUGUGUCAACAAGUCCGGAACAAGAUUUACAAAAUAAAACAAGCAGUGACACUAUUUCAAUCCAUGUUGUCGUCUGUGAGAUUGUUUCAAGAUUUUGUCUCAUGUUGUAAAGCACUGCUUGCCAUGCAAACGAGCAUCGGGGAGACCGUCCAGUUGGUACAAAACUGCAGCCUCGUUUCCUCCCGAGUGGAAGGGGUCGAGAUGGGCCUGUGGAGAGUUCGACUUCCUUUCAUGGCGGCGACGACGACGAGGACGGGGAUCAAUUUCGGUUUUGCAACUUGGAAAAAGAAGAAAGAAUUGGAUUCACUCUUGCAAGAGUUGGAACAAGUUUUUGAGCAAUGUGUGUUUCUUCAGAAUUCGCUGAUACAUCUUGAACCAGGAUUUUCAUCAACACCAAUGCAACUCCAAAACGAAGUUAAUCCAAUUGACUUGCCCAAUCAGUCCAAAUGGAGUUGCGAAAUAAUGAGGAAGGAGGCAGUCAGUAGUUUAACAAUGGCCAAAGAAUGGAAUCAGGACAGUUUAAUCAUUUUACGAAAUUUGAUAGAGUGGGAUUACCAGCAUCGAUUUUCAGUUGGAGAAAGUAACGAUGAUGAUGAGAUGAUGAGCACAUUUGACGAUGAAACUACUGGUUAUUAUGAUUCUAGUGAAUCUCAUUUUCUAUCCGGGUCGUCUCAUGUUCCUCACAAGGGAAAGUACACCUCGAUUAACAGCAAGAAUUCUCGAAUCAGGAGAUUUUUACUUUUUUCCAUCUUUUUCGUUAGUUUCAUAUUAGUCUGCAUGAUGGUUGCUUCGUAAAAUUGAUUACGUAUUGUUUGUAGCAUUCCUGUGAUAAUACUUUAUAUUACUCUCAGUUAGUAUUUAUUUAUCUAUAUAACUUAUUGUAUAUUUAUCUACGACUGUGCUUACCUCAUUCUAUUGUAAUGAAUUUAUGUAUGGAGUAUGGUGAUCUCGGAACUAAAAUGUUCCUAUUUGCUAAUUAUUUCUACCCAAUAGAUACAUAAUACAUGUAUUUAAGAUGUGCAAAGUUUUUUUUACUAUAAUAUAAAGUCUUAUUUAUGGAGAAUCCAUAUCUAGUUAAGUCUUAAUCAGGUUUUGAUGGGAAAUGUCAGAAAAUCAUCUAUUGUGUUCAAUGCGUAUGUACAUAGGAGAUACAUGUUAUGAGAAAUAAUGAGGUACAUGCACAAUGCUGAAAGUGAUGCCCGUCAUGAAAAGUGUAUCUAGCUUCGGGGUUUCAGAGUCCGUCCGUACAAUACUUGUAACAAGCCAUGAACAAAUAUUAGUAGCUUCAUAGAUCACAGGACAUUGCGUUUGGGAAAUACGCAGGUUCAUUAUCUACUGAUAUUUGACUCCAUAUUAAGUAAACACAUCCGACCCCGGCUUUAAUCUGAUAAUCUAGCCUUCUUGAGACAAAUAUUCUAUUCAGCCAGCAGAGUAGAUCUCUUUCUGGGAACUACUGCGAGGAGGGAUGAUCUAACUCCUUAGAUUUCCAUGACUUGGUUGAUACUAUUGGUCAAAACACGUCUACACUUAUUACAUCUCAUCCAUUUGGCCUGUCACACCCUUCAAAAGUGUGAAAAGUAUGAACUCAAAAAAGAAAUACCCCUUUUUUGCCAUGCAAAAUAGUUUAAAAAGCUAAAAAAAAUUGUAAGCUGUUUUUGCACUGGUUAAUGUAUCAUAUUAUUAAAUUUUGCAUGUAUUUUCUUAAUUUUCUUGAAGCCUAUAGCCCUGGUCCGAAAAAUGGAUGAGGGGCGCACACUAGUGAGACCCCUUUCUCCUCCAGCAUUAGAGACUAACUAAUAACAAGCCAUGUACAUAUACAAUCUGAAAGUGAAGCUUAUGUGGAUUAGCCUCUUCCCAGGAGGAUUAUUAAAUGAGGAAUUGAUAUGAUGAAGUAUCGUCUGCUGAUGCAUGUCAACCUUAUUAAUAAGGUUUGGUCCUGGACAUUCAUUAGCUGAGUUGACAUUCCAAAUUACUAACUAAACUACUAACUAUGUAGUCGUGGUAUUACGGGUGGUGGAGAUUUUCUGGAGAGAGCUGGAUUGGAUGAAGCACAUAAUAAUCUUAACUUGAGAGGCAGCAAAAAGCUAUAUAUACCGGAGGUUGGAGUCAUGAGAACCUCCAGUGUGGGAUACGGAACGCAGUCGGAAAGUCGUCAGAAAACAAGUAGCCAACCUUGUUCUUUUAGCACUUGAAAAUCCAUCCACUACAAAAACUAUCCUCCACUUUGGCAGAUAGUUCUAACUGCAAG